AUUGGCAGGAGCCAUGAAAUAUAUUUUGUAAAUUAAAAUUGAUUACAUACAUAUUACUUACUUUUUUUAUGAAAUAAAUCGAAUUUUAAUUAGAAAUAUUGUAAAGUAAUUUACUACUUCAUAUUGUGUAUUCAAAGUUAAAGCAAACGUUUAAGUUUUAACAUUUCCCUUUAUAAUUUGUUUUACGUAUAUUUUUAUAUCAGUGUAACGUAUCGGUGUACCAAUGGAAUACGACAAUGAUGAUAAUACGUGGCGGCGGCCAUCAACUCCUAAAGUAGAGCAUUCAAAGUGUAACUCUAUUCCUAAGAGAUCUACUACGCUGGCAGUAGUGGUACUCGGGUUAGCGGUGCUUAGCUGUUUGCUGGGCUACUGCGUGCUAAGUGAGACUUUGCCCUACGAGUCUAAAACUCUACGAGUUGUUGUCAUCCUUUUCCGUCAUGGUGCCAGAACUCCAACUUCCACUUAUAAAAGUGACCCAUUUAAAAACUAUCAAUGGCCUGAUGGCCUUGGUAGCUUAACAAAUGCAGGAAAACUACAACUAUACGAAUUAGGUAAAAAGUACCGUAGUUAUUACGCCAACUUUAUACCAGAAGAAUACUACGAUAAGGAUGUGUAUGUGCGCAGCAGUGAUAAGUCGCGGUGCAUGAUGAGUGCGUACACGUUCCUCGCGGGGCUCUAUCCGCCCACCGAGCGACAGAUGUGGCACCCGGAGAUACUGUGGCAGCCGAUACCGGUACACUCUUUGCCGCGACACCUCGAUAAUAUAGUAGCUGGAACCAAACCAUGUAAAGAAUUCAAAGCAAUGUACCAAGAGCAUCUGGCUGAGAAGGAUGCAGAUCCAAAAUUCAGUGAUUUAUUUGACUACCUAAGUAAAUACACCAAUCAGACAAUGCGCAGUAUCCUUGAAGUGGACUUUUUGUACAGCACAUUACAAACAGAGCAGGAAGCUGGACUGAAGAUACCAGAUUGGACUAAAAAUGUGUUCCCAAAUAAGAUGCGGAUGCCUUUUAUGCUCAGUCUCGCUUUAUUGUCAUAUAAUGAAACAUUGCAGAGGCUCCAUAUAGGUUCCCUUCUGGGCGAAGUGAAGGAUAGUUUUGAUGAAAUUGCGACCCACACGAACUUGGAUUCGCAGCGCUCGUUAUACAUAUAUUCCGGACACGACGUGACGGUGGUAGCGUUAUGGCGCGCGCUGGGCUACAACGAGCUGCUCGAGCCGGAGUACGGCGCCAGCAUCGUGCUCGAGCUGCAUGAGGACGUGGAGCAGAGCAACUUCUUUGUUAAGGCUUUCUACAGGAACAAUACAAAAGUAGAGGUGCCUAUGGAGCUGAAACUGCCAUUCUGCGAAGAUCCAUGUAUGUACGAUCAAUUUAAACAGCACCUUACUAAACUCAUUCCCGUAGACUGGGAAGCAGAAUGUAAAAACGUAUAAGAUACAUUUUUGCAGAUAAGGCUCUAUGGCAGCUACUUUAACAAUAAUUUUAAAACAUAGCCAAGGAACAGCCAAAAAAUAUAGUUUUUAUUACGAUUAUACACAGAUUUUAUUAAAAAAUAAAAACAGCUUAAUACAAUUGAUUACAAUUUUAUGAAUGCACUUAACAUUUAUUAAAAGAUCAAUCGAAUUUUGCUUGAUACUAUGAGAGAGCAAUUAUUUUUAGUGAUGUUAUUACAGACAUGAAUAUCCUAUGUACUAAGCAGUGUUGACACAUAAAAAAAAAUCAAUUCUCACAAACCUCUAUUUUACUUCUCUCAUACACUAUUUAUUCUGACUUAGUGCAGCUAGUACUAGGUGGAGCGCGGGUUAGUGUUUCCGCGUGUCAAGCGCUCUGCCUAUAUUUUGGUAAUAAUUUUAAUUUUACCCGCGAAACUCUUGGGGCUAAGACCGCGAAUUCCAUGGUAGGAAAUCUUGCCUUAGGUAGCUAAAAUUUGGACACUGAACAAAUCUAUACCAAUCCAAGCAUCGUGCAACUUUAAUGCACAAUGGUUAUUAUCAGUUACCAGUCAAAUAACUCGUGUCGACUCUCACAAACCCGGCUCACCAACAAUGUGAUCUCGAAUUGUACUAAAUUAUUAUAUUAGAUAUGUUACCUUAUUUUCUAAUAUUCACAUAUUUAUAUAGCAUAACAGGAAUUAAGUGAUUUUAUCAGUAAUGAAAAACUACAUAUGAAUUAAAACAGAAUAAAUAUUUUUUGAACAUAAUAUUAUAAUGGAACAGAAUUCAUAAUGAUUCAAAUCUUCAAUAAAUAAAAAUUUACACAAAAGUGAACUGAAUCUAUUGUAUUUUUUUAAUAAUCAGAUAGAUUUGCUUUAGUUUAGUAUCUACUAUGGUGCCAUACGUAAAAGAACACAUUGUCCAAUAAUAUGUAGGUUGGCCGGUGCGGGCCGUUUAAGGUGCCCUUCAUGCCACGUUUUGAAAAUCCACGCGGUAUAAGUAGUUAAUAGAUGGAUUUGGUUGACGAGAAUAAUCACUAUGUAAAAAAUACUUAUACUUACUUACUAGAUUUUUAUUCGUGUUAUGUUGUUUCAGCAAUGGUAAAUUAAAGUGUAAUAUUUUUUUGUACAAACUACAAAGUGCGAAUAAUUAUUAAAAAAUGUUGAGAUUACGAUUACGAAUUAAGUAAAUAUACUUUUAAUUUAAAUUAGUUUUUAGAAAAUUUAUCUUUUGAAACAUUAAUGAAUAGUAGUAGUAUUAGUAAUAAUUUAAGUUGUUACAAAUAGUCGAAAACUGUUAAUGAUAUUAUUAUAAUAGACUGUAAUAUAUUUAUAGUAUCUAAUGCCAACUAAAAUCUUUAUAUAUGUACUUACAUAUAAUUGCCAUGUGUGUCACAUUUUAUUAUAUAUAUCAGAUGUAUACAAAUACACAUAGGCAGCUAGUGAGGUAGCGGCUACGAGGGCCAAAAUUUCAACCGUAAAGCGAUAUUUUCGAACGUUAUUAUAGCUAAAUUGGCAGAUCGUUUAAGCGAGCGUUAUAACCACAAAAACGUCUAGUCUACAAACGCACGCGACACAUUGUCCACAUAAGCGUUCUCAUCUUCAAGCCCGAAUCCGCACUAGUUAUCGCGCGUCGAGUCAGGGCGAGGCCUAAGAUUUAGCUCCUUAUUUUUUUAAUAAUUUAACUUCUACUAUAUAUUUACAUUAUUUUAAGCAUUUCAACUACCAAAAACACUUUGAAUUAUUUAUUGCUGUUCAACAACGUAAUAGAAAUGGAAAUUUAUAUUUUGUUCAGGCCCUAAAGACAAUGUUUUGGGUAAAAAAAUUUAUAGACCAAUAUCACGAGGGAUAUACUUACGACUUUCACGAUAAUUGUUACUUCGGGAUUUUGUUAUGGGCUGUGGACCCAGGGACCCUUCAUUCUAAUCCCAGCCCCAGCAACACUCUGUGUUGGUUUUUCUAGCACAAGUUGACUGAGAGACGGUUAAUGUAUCGCAACUGGGCAUAAAAACUAAGCCAAACUGUUUCUGCUAUGCCCGCAUUCUUGAGUACAUUGGAGCCAAGUGUGGAAUAACGGUAAGCCGUAAUUGGAAGGAGCUGUUGCUUUAUAUGUAUUUUGGGCGGCAUAAAAUUUCACAAUUUUAAAUGACUGUCUAUCGUCACUGUCUUUAAAAAAACGUAAUGUACGUAAUCAUUGUAUCCAUUAGUACCAGUAAUGUAAUGCGAAUAAAAUGUGAUCAAUAAAGUAAGGUUAAAUAUAAUAAAUGUUCAAUAGUUUAAGUACCUACAUGCUUUUAGUAAAGUAAAUCUUCAACGAAACUCUUACUAAAAUCUAAACAUCUUAUCUUGCCAAUAAUUAUGAAAAGUAUACAUUUUAUUACAUAAAAAAUAAAAUCUAUCAAAAAAAAAACAUUUAUUGCAUUUCCACAAUAUUUUGUGCUUAUAUGUAGGUAGUCUUUUUCUCUAUGUACAAUAUUAAUUAUAGAAAUAUAAAUCCAAUGAAAUAAGAAAAUACUAUCAAAAAUAAAUUACUGCUGGCUUUGCAGUAGUCGGACAAAAAUAGUUUUAUUCUUUCUAUAACAAAAUACAUAAUUUUUCAGUAAUUGCAAAAAAUAUUAAUUAUAUUUUCUGUAAUAAUUCAUGAAAAAAUAGAAAUAAUUUUUAUGAAUGACAUCUCAUUAUAUUGUGCUACUAAUUAUUUCUUGAGAAGUAUAAAAGUAAGUCGAAAGAUUAUUGCUUAUGCGACAUAUUAGAUUUUAUGAAAUGUUGUCUGUUAUAAAUUCUGUCUCAAACUAUACUUACUAUUUCCCAUUGCAUCAAUGUAAAACUUUUCUACCGUAUUAUAUCCCUAUGUCGAUUAUAUAGCCAGCCAUAAAAGUAGCUGAAACCAAUUCAACAUUUUAAAUCUCAUUUUUUCUCAAAAAAAUGUUUUUUUUUUCUUAAAAUAAACUUACUGUUAACUUUAUUUUAGAUAAAAAAAAUAUAUAGUAUUUUGAUUAAAGUUAAUGUGUAGAAGCCUUUUGAAAGUUUGUGUCUGUUAAUACUUUUGUAGGCGACUGUAUAUACCAAUUCGGCGUGCAAACAAUAUUGUAAUUCAAAUAUUGCCUUAAUUUACUUAUGAAAUAAACCAGGCAAAAAUUAUAUCGUUCAAAAAAUAUAUAUAUUUGAAAUAUAAUAGAUGUUGGAAUAUUAUUUAUAAUGUUAUCUACCGUAAUAUCAGAAACGAAAUUAAUUAUUCGGCACUUACAAUUUGGUACCAUGACGCAACUAUAUUAUUAUACUGUUUAAAGUUGUAAUGCUAACUCAAUAAUAUAAAGUUUACACUAUGAAAUUUUCUACAUUGUUUUAUAUUGUUACAUCAUGAGGUCAUGUUUUGUUAAGAUUUUAUAUAUGUCAGUGUUUUCGAAUAAUGAUAACCAGUUUUAAAUAUAUUUUUACGUACGCUCAGACCUAAAUUAAUGUAUACGUUAACAGAAAGACGUUUCAUAUUGUUUUUUUUUAAAUAAAAACUAACGUUUAUGUAAUAUUAAGUAAGUACAUACAAAAUCACUGUUUAAAUUUACAAUAAAAUGAUAAUAAACAAUAUAAUAUUUCCAAAUGAAUUAUUUGUGAUCAGACAUUGGGUCUUUAUCCGAGUAUACAUUAAUUUGGGGCUAACUAUACAUACCAUAGAUUACCUCAAUACAUAAUAUGACGCGCACCAAACGCAAAUAUUGAGUUUAAGACUUUACGCUUGUAAAUUGGUCAACCAAUGUAUUUAAUGCACUUUUUUCUGUCUACGUUGGCUGCAUUUCAGCGUGUUCAUAUAUUAUCAAUGAACAACUAUUUUUGGUCCUCAGAACCUACGCUUACCUUCUUCCAAUUUUAAUGAACUCGAAUAUAAUAAAAUGUAUAAUUUAUUGAUACUCAAUACAUACGUAUUUAAGUAAUGUGUUUAUGAACGUACACACUGGGUGUGAUGCUAAAGUCGUCCAUCUCUUGUAUUUUAUAUCAACUUGUUCUUCAAUGUUAUUAGAGUUAUGAGUAGAUAGGUGUAUACUGUAUAGCCUUGUUGUUUUUAUUGUUAUAUGAAUAUAUUUUAAGUGGAAA
Manduca sexta (tobacco hornworm) is the source of this 5517-nucleotide messenger RNA. Its product is annotated as lysosomal acid phosphatase-like. Gene Ontology annotation, biological process: dephosphorylation. The record is from RefSeq and is a predicted model, not a curated record. Bases 224 to 1429 code for a protein of 401 amino acids. Gene Ontology annotation, molecular function: phosphatase activity. NCBI's taxonomy places the organism in Eukaryota, Metazoa, Arthropoda, Insecta, Lepidoptera, Sphingidae. The transcript has 6 exons.